This is a messenger RNA of Parastagonospora nodorum SN15, 2289 nucleotides long. RefSeq lists its product as hypothetical. Gene Ontology annotation, molecular function: zinc ion binding; DNA-binding transcription factor activity, RNA polymerase II-specific. Gene Ontology annotation, biological process: regulation of DNA-templated transcription. The record is from RefSeq and is a predicted model, not a curated record. The transcript is spliced from 5 exons. The coding region runs from base 1 to 2289 and encodes 762 amino acids. NCBI's taxonomy places the organism in Eukaryota, Fungi, Ascomycota, Dothideomycetes, Pleosporales, Phaeosphaeriaceae.
AUGACACAGACAGGAAAAUGCGAUAUUUGUCGCCAGAGAAAAGUUAAGUGCGAUGAAGAGAAGCCGAAGUGUGGUGCAUGUCGUAAGAAGGACCGGCCAUGCUCCUACUCCUACGGCAAGGCUUCUGCUUUCGUGGUGGAAGAUCCAAACCAAUUAACAAAGCACGGAAGGGCCAAGGUCGCACCCGUCAUUCACACACUUGAAGAUGCUGAGGAGAGUAUGCUUUCUUCUACAUCAACACCAUCCAACCUGCACGUGACGACCGAAAGAGACGCAGGAAAUGGCCAAGGAUUCUUCCAAACGCUUGCGCCUUUGUCAAAGAGAAAAGCCGCACUGUCAAGGAAGGCCGUGGCGCAACAGCGAAGAAAACUGGAGCUCUACAUACAGCACCUUCAGGCGGAAGCUGCUCUCUCGAUCAUCAAGCCGUCAUGUCCUGAGACCACGCUGAUAGCUCGAUACAUUAAUAUGGUUGGACCGGAGAAUGUAGACUACCAGCCGUUGUCUAUUUUGGGUACCUGGAUCCAGUCUAUCCCGUCUCGCAUCGGCUCCAACAGGAUGAUGGAUCUUGCAGUAGAAUUCUUCGUCAACAGCUUCGAUGUAUACUGGGAUGAUACCCACUCGAAGCGCAACCUGGCAAUUGCGAGCAAGGAGAAGGCACUGAAAGAGCUACAGCUUUUCGUCUUCAAUGCAAACAAUCGGCCCACUUACGAUGUUCUGCUAGCAACGAAGAUGCACUAUGCUGCUGAGGCAAUGCUUGGUCUUGACUCCAUGUACCACGCGAUACAUGCUUUUGGGCUAGCAGAGUUGCUCAAAUCUGGUGUGAUUGCGAGUGUCGAUGAUGAGUACUAUUGGAAUUUGAUUGAUAACACUUACAUUGAUGAUGUGAACGAAGCCAUGCUCGGCGGCCGUGAUUCCGUGUACGAUAACGACUUUUACCUGUCCACAACAUAUCCACCCCCCUUGUCUUCACACCAGAAUACGCUGUCCGCAUCACAGAGAGCAUCUAUGGUAAUCAUGCAUAUCUUCGUUCAGUGUCCUCGCUUCAACCGCGUGGUAAGACACGCGAUCGCAAACCAAGAUGAUACUGCAGCUCUCGUGGCGGCUGUCACACUGGCUGAGUCGCUUUGGCAACUUGAAGUCCCUGCUCAGGUUGCGCCGCUGCUUAGUGAAGCAGUGGCUCUGUCUCCUCGGCCUGUCAAUGGUCUCGCUGAUACAUUGGUCAAUUCCCUGCAGUUCUCCUCUGUUCAGAGUAUGGUACUUUGCACUCGGUAUUGGAUGCUGGUCUCUAUUCUCGGAGGUCUCAUCGAUACUCUAUACAGAUAUUUUCCGGCCGAGACAGAGCUGUCAAUGCUACCGGAUCGGUACGCAUUGCACAAGUUCGAGACGGAAGCGGCCACGAAGCUCGCAAUGUCCAUUCCGUGGGCCGACUCGCUGUCACAAAAGCUACCGCUUGUGCCUUUGCGCUUACAUACGCCGCUGCAGAUCUCCAUCGGACCAUGGCACCAACGCAUGAAGGCCUGGAUUAUCAGGGAGUGCAACCAGAUUCAUGAAAAAUGGGACGUCAGCGUCAUAUCGGAAGGACCACUGUUGGAAGCACUUAACACUAUGGCCGGUGAGAAGAUACCAGACUGGCUGCCAGUGCGCGUACGCUUUGAGGCGGAGGAUGGCGAUAUGGUCCUGAAGUUGGAGUACGAGAACAAAGAGGGCUCAUAUAAGGAUAGCUUUCAUAUCACCGAGAAUCCGCCAAGACGAGCGUGGGAAAAUCAGACGCUUGACUGGCUUAACAAAUCAGGCUUUGCGAUCAGUACUCCUAAGAAAGAAAUGCCAUACCGAGGCGAAUCUCACAAGGAUUCCUGGUAUGGAACUGAAAGGGCAGAGAGCAUGGAGCCACGAGAUGCUGCGAAUUUUGUACACGGCACUGGCAGGAACUUGUGUUCGUCAUCGGGAUGGUGGCCGACCAACGAUAAUGCAUCAACUAUACUUCUCGACAGCACGCACAAAGCGUCUGCAUUUUCGACCAUGCCGCACCCGAGCAGCACCGUCACUCAAGACGCAGCGGAACAUGUUGAUCGCCAUCCCUGUCUGGCGUCGAGCUUCUGGCCGCAAAUGUCAAACUCUAUGACGGCAUUGCUUGGUGGCUCGCCGAAAAAUCCAUGCCUUUCGCCAGCGUGGUCCGGCCCGCUCUUCUCUGCAUCGAAUGGGAACAGCACCAAUGCAGAAAGAAAUCGUCUCUCACCGGUGUAUCCUGACACGGAGCACUUCUCUUCUUCGCCACAGGCACAGGAAUGA